Penicillium atrosanguineum is the source of this 1698-nucleotide messenger RNA. Its product is annotated as Glucose/ribitol dehydrogenase. The record is from RefSeq and is a predicted model, not a curated record. The coding region runs from base 1 to 1698 and encodes 565 amino acids. The transcript has 2 exons. Lineage: Eukaryota; Fungi; Ascomycota; Eurotiomycetes; Eurotiales; Aspergillaceae.
AUGGGAUCUGAGCUCGGUCUUACCGCCGACUCAAAGUCGGAGCUGGAUACCUCAGCUGUGAGUAUCUUUUGGGUGGCUUUCGGUUGCAUCUGGACCGCCAUUAUCGUGGCCGGUGCGAGUUAUCUCAUCGUCAACCGCAACACCCCGACGAUCCGGAUCCGUGGUCUCUGGCUAUCGCUCUCUGCCGUCGCAUUUCUUCAUCUCUAUGCCUGGAGUGUCCAAUUCGGUCUUUUGAUUGGUGCCCUCAUGCCCGGAGAUAUCGAAUUCUGGAUCAUGGGUACCUAUCUACCUUGCGGAAUUGCUUUGUUCCACGCUUCCAACAGUCGCUUCCUUCACGUCGCCAAGCUUCAGAAGAAGUUUAUUCACCACGAUGGCCAUAAUGUCGCCGUCCCGCCGGUCCAGGCCAAGCGUGGCCUGCUCGCCAAGUUCCGCCGUCUCGACUAUACCGCCAAGACCGUGUGGCUCGUCAGCAUCGCCAUGGUCGUUCAGAUCUUCCUCACCGUUCUGAUGUACCUGAUUUCUCGCAAGUGGCACAGUUCCUGGGGGAUUCCGGGCACGGAGGUCACCGGUACUAUUAUGGAGCAGAGAGCCGAGCAGGGUCGAGGCUGGGAGUGGUGGCCUAGUGUGGCCUGGCAGUUCUUUUGGUCUUGGGUCUUCGCCCCCUACAUUCUCUGGCAGUCUCGUAACAUCCACGACACCCAGGGUUGGCGUACCCAGACCAUUGGCUGCGCUAUUGUCAUGCUCCCCGCCACCCCCAUGUGGCUUAUUGGUCUCUACGUUGAUGGUAUGGCUCCUGUCAACGCUGUCUGGCUGCCUCCUCAGUGGAUCGUCCUUUCGAUCUUCUUCAUCGAAAUCUUCACCGUUCUCCUUCCCUGCUGGGAGGUGUUGCGCGCCAGCACUCUCCGCCAGGAGACCCUCGAUGCCAUCGCUCAGUGGGAGCGCAGGAACAAGUCUAUGGCCUCCGGCUCUACCUUCAUCGGAUCUAUCAUGUCUGGCUGGAAGUCAAUGAACGGCUCUGUCAAGACCAACAGUUCCAGCGACAGUAUCCUCACCAUGAGUGCCUUGGAGCACGUCCUCGAGCGCAACCCUAUCCCACUUCUGGAAUUCUCUGCUCUCCGCGAAUUCUCCGGUGAGAACAUUGCCUUCCUCAUCAGCAUUGCGCAAUGGAAGAGCAGCAUCCCCGCCGCUGUUCGGGACGGCUCUGUUGACGGCAACACCAAGGAUAGCGUUCGCGAUUGCUUCAACAAUGCCCUGCACAUCUAUGCCGAGUUCAUCAGUGUCCGUCACGCCGAGUUCCCCGUCAACAUCUCCCACCAAGACCUCCGUAAGCUCGAGAACAUCUUUGAGAAGCCUACGCGCAUCCUGUACGGUGAGAAGCGUGACUCCGACGUAAUCACUCCCUUCGAGGGAGCCGACUACAACAUGGAGCCUGCUUCCCCCACCUACUCCUCAGGAUCUGAGAAGGCCAUGAACGUCUCGGCCUCUGCCAUCAAGGAGCGCGUCCACUACUGGGGUGAGAUCCCCGCGGACUUCGGUGCCGCCGUCUUCGAUGAGUCAGAAGAGAGCAUCAAGUACCUCGUCCUCACCAACACAUGGCCCAAGUUCAUCAGGAACCACCGGACCUCCAUCGGCUCGGUCGAGACUCUCGAGGCUGGCAACGGCAUCGUCGAGAUGGCUGACCUCCACAACGAGAAAUGA